This is a messenger RNA of Symbiodinium natans, 13302 nucleotides long. The record is from the annotation of a GenBank genome assembly. NCBI's taxonomy places the organism in Eukaryota, Dinophyceae, Suessiales, Symbiodiniaceae.
AUGAAGCAAUUCCGAUUCUGGCUGGUUGCUGCUGCUGCUGUCGCAGCAGAUGGGAAGAAAUUGCACCGCCAGGAUCCCCAUAAUGAAGCUAUCACCCUCAUCACCGCGAAUGCCGGCACUGGGUCCUCCAGUGCGGUGGACUUGAACACGACGCGUAUGGUGAGCCCCCUCAAGGUACCGUGCGCGUCCUGCUGCAAGAAAGACCCGGACAGCCCCGAAGCGAUGCCUUUUGCUCCAGGACAAGUCGUCUCCACCUACUACCGCGAAGAAGGCUUGCUGUCGAGGCGCAGUAGCAAGCUGGCGACGGCGACGGUGGAGCAACUGCUGGGAAAGAAGUCACCAGAUCCUCUCCCGGCAGUGGUGGUCAACAGCACCGGUGACAAGAUCACAGUGCGCUUCAAGAGCAAGUACGUGGGGGAGGUGACCGUGCCCUCCUCCUGGGUGCUCCCAGUUUGGGCAAUGUCGUUCCAGUUUGUGCCUCUGGACUGGAUCAAGACCAGCCCGAAGCCCACGGAGGUGGACUGCUCUUCAGAGGACUUCGAGGAGUGCAUCUCGAAGCUGGGAUGCAUGUGGCAAGAGCCCGUCUACAAGGAUCUCGCCUGCGUGGUGGCUGACUGGGGUGCAUGGCAGCCCUGCUCCGUGACGUGUGGGGUCGGCAAGCAGCAGCGUUUUCGGCCCCUCCCCACGCAGCGCAGCUGCCGCAAGCUGGACCCGGCACCCGAGGUGGCCCAAGACCGCUACUGCGUGAAGUCCGACUGCCCCUUGGUCCCGGGCCACUGUGAGGCACCGCCGAACGCGACCGCGGGCAACGUGUCCUCGCUGCUGCAAUUCGAUGUUCCGUGGGCUUCGAAGCGUGCAAGCCCCAAGGCUCCGACCUCCCCGCGCGCCGCUCGCGCCUCUCGGGCGCCGCCCUCCUCAGCUCGAGGAGCUCUCCUGGAGCUGCUCGCUUUGACGCAUGCAGGCGAGGACCCGCUCAAGGCGGUCCAGGCGGAGCUCGAGAAUGUGAUCAACAGCCAGUCCAGUGACGACGAUGAGGUGAAGGCCAUGACGCCGAAGGCGCCGAAGAAAACGGGCCCCUCACCUAUCGAAGAGCACCGGCUGUACAGCAAAGAGGAGACGGUCAUUGCUUUUGCUGAGAAGGGCACAGGCCUUGGGCCCGAAUGCCCUGAGUCCUAUUUUGCCUUCCAGAUUGACAUCGACGUCGAAGCCUCCACCAUCUCUGCCGCCUGCAACCCCUGCGCUGCCGGCUGUCUCCACUGCGCGGGCCCCUCCGAGGACCAGUGUCGGGCUUGUCCGGUUCCCUUGAAGCUCUUCACGCACGUGGACGGCAGCUUCAAGGCCAACGACGAGGACGGCAAGUGCGUGUUCGACGCAAGCCAGUUCGGGUGCGACCACGUGGCCGCCUUUCACCCGGAGGUGAUGCCCGAGCAUCGGGGUCAGCCGGAGUCCUGCCAGGCCUUGGGCUCCGAGGACUCGGACGAGGAAGAUGACGGGGAGGACUCGGUCGACUUGUUCCUGCUGCGAAAGCGGCAGUCGCGCAAGCGCAAGGAGCCGGAGGCGCCUGACCCCACCAUGCCCUCGCUGGAGACGCUGAUGGGUGAGCAAGGCCGUGUGGAGCAGAAGAAGCAUCUGAAGACGGAGCUCCUGGAGUGGCUCGACACGGAGAAGCUCCCGGAGACCCUCGACAUGAUCUCGCAGUAUGCCGACGCCGCUUCGGAGGGCCUCGCGCGGGAUCUCCUGAAAAACCCGGAGCUGCUGAAGCCGAUUUCUUUCGCUCUUGGCCACAGGCCAGAGGAAGAGGUGCCAGUGGCAGCUCUGGCAUCUCCGCAAGAUGAAUCCAGCACCGCUCCUGAGUUUCAGGUCCCCGGGGCCGCGGGCGCCAAUUUGAAGGAAGGAAGAUUUCAGCUGAGCUUGAUCCAGAAAGUUCGGGAUCAGAGCCGCUGGGCCCUGUGGAACCACACGAAGACCCCAUUCUUCAGCGAAGUCCUCAAUGCGGUGGCGAACAGUGUGGUGAAGGUGACCGUGGAGCUCCUUCAUCAGGGCCUGCCGUCCCCCAAAAGCUCCCAGAGGUAUGGUGUCCUCAUGCAGGAAGAUGCAGCAAAAGAGGUGGACGAUGCAGAGCACUUGCAAAGCCGCGUGGGUGCGGUGGCCCGCAUGCUGGAGGCGGAGACGGGUGAGACGCUGCAUUUCAGCUUCUUGGACUUCGCCCUGGCGCAGCAGGAGAAGGACAAGCUCCUCGCGUUGGGCGCAGACAUGGUGCAUUCUUUGCAUCGGGCAGGCCAUAUUGACACCCUCGUUGCGGAGAUUGCUUCGCAGAGAGCUGGCUCGGCAAGGGGGGGGGACGUGCAGAGCAAGUCCCACCUGGAAUCGGAGGACGGCACAGCCGUGACCUCCGGCGCCGUCUCUCUGCUGAUGACCGCCGGAACUCAGACGGUCAGCCGGCAGCUGCAGAAGCUUCUCGAUGACGGAGCUUUGGCUCUGGGACUCAGCGCCGAGGAGAAGGCGGGCGUCGGCGAGCGGCUCCAGCGCGAAGCGCGGGCCAAGGUCCUGCUCCUGAGCAGAGCUUCCGUGGCGAGGAUCGUGCAGGAAAUCUCCGAGAGUCUUCAGAGCGAGGAAGACCAGAUUGUGGAGCAGCUCCUGAACGCUCCCCGACAGGUGCUUUCCAAGGAGCUUGGCAAGCUGACCUCGCAGACCCUCUCCUUUGCGUCGGUGAAGCUUGACGAGACGGUCAAAGUCAGCGCGAUGGGAACCGAUCUCGCAAAGAAGCAGGCAGAAAGAGCCAUGAGAGAGGUGCUCCAACACUUGGAUGAGGCCGCAGCAAAAGCCAUCAAGGCGGUCGCCACCGUUGCGGGCGAAUCUGCAGAGGCUCUGGCGGCUCAUGUGAAGAAAUCCUCUGGAAAGGCCUUGAUGCAGCUGAGGACGGGCCACUGGCGCUCUGAGACAUCCAAGAUCGUUUCGGAGGCGCAGUCUUCCCUGGCCGAGCAGGUGAUCUUCGGCCGGAUGUCUGCCGGUCUCAAAAACUUUGUCGCAAAGGUCUCCGAGAGGCUCCAAAAAUUGCAGGUGCCGCCCGUCUCAACGGAGGCUUCCCCUCCGGGUGCCGUCGAAGCCGUGGCGCAGGGAACCUUGAAGAAGGUCCUGGAAGCAACUCGCUCCUGGCCGGCAGAGAUCUCCCAGAACAUCCGAGCGCUGAUCCGGGAGAAGUGCCGCGACGCGGGGGCGCUCGGGCACGUGCGGGCGGCCUUCCAGACCUUCGACCUGGCACCCCAGGAUGACAUUGUCCUCCAGUCGCUGCAGGAGGACCUCCGGCGGCAAGUCGAGGCAGCCUUGUGGGCCGAUGAGCAGGAAGCACAGGAGGCGUAUGCGGACGCCCUGAGCAGCGACCCAAAGCCCUGCCCGGGCCGCUGUUUGGAGUCCGCCAACGACCUUUCGGAGUUCCUGGCAGAUUUUGGGGCCCACGCCCUGAGCGAGGUGCAGGAAGCGAUGACGGCGCCAGAGCUGCGAGUUUUCAAGCUCGGGCGGCUGAGAUCGAAGGGUGACGAGCUCACCCUCAUGCUUGCCCGGGCAGCGGCGAACAGCUCCCAGGCCCACUGCCGCGCCAUGAGAAGCAUCCAGAAGGGUGCCAUGGCAGCGGCAGUGAAGGCGGACAUGGAGAAAGAAACUGCUCGGGCCAGUCGCACCUUGCAGAUGCACCUGGAGGACCUCGCGCUCGUGAAUGACACCGGCAUUACGGCCGAGGAUCAAGAGAGGAUGCUGGGAUGGUUCCGCACGAAGUUCGUUGAGCCGUUGGAGGCAUCCUUGGCUUCUUUCCUCGACCAGCAAGUCGCAUCUUGCUCAGUCCCCGAGACUGGUGGGGAGGCACCAAGGAAUCGCGCCCGGCUUCUCUAUCACGGAACGGUGAGGCGCCUCUUUCACGAGGUGAGCGUCACGCUGGCGGCCAAGGUGUCCAAAGACACCCGGGCUCUCAACAACCUGCUGCUGCAUGCCUUCUGGCCAACUUUUGGAGCUGAGGGCAGCACACUUAGCAAUGGCGAGUCGGGAUCCUAUCCCGGCGGUAUCAUCCUUCUUGAGGAGGAUGUUACGACUCGGAGUGACACCGAGAUCGACCUUGCCGAGACACAGGCCGUCUUGGAUGCGGGCGUGCGUGAGCUUCAGCAGUUCAGCGCCGAGUUCCUGCGACAAAUCCCACUUAUCGAUAAAGCUCUCGACCCGGGGGGCAUUCACACAAAGAUGAAGGGAACAGGAGUCUACAAAAAGGCGGCGAUAGGGGAUCAACGGGAAAUGGACAAAGCCAUGUGGAAGGCAAAGGAGAAAGCGGCGAAUGGAGCCAUCGCCAUGCUCUACGGAGACGGGACGCUGGGCAAUCCCCUGUGCCCGUUGUCGACGGGCCUCGCUGACGACCUGGACCUUGCCUACGAGAAUGCCAAGAAACUAAGGGAUGGCAACCUCUACGGUAUGUUUGACGAGUUCGGGAAGCUGCUCUGCAAGCUCAGGGGAGGAGCUGGGGAGAUCAUCCAGUUCAUCACCAACUUGAAGGACACGGCAUGGUUCCUCAGCACCAUGGUCCGGUUGGUCUCGAACCUGCCCUUGGUGGGGUGGCUCGCGAAGUUGAUAAAGAAGCCGAUCUUGCAAAUCGAAGACUUCAUCAACGACGAGCUUGUCCCAAUACGACACAAGCUCAACCACACCUUUAUGCCCAAGUUCAACAAAGGCUGCGUCUACCACGCGAACGUCACGAGGUACGUCCGAUACGCCAUCGAGGCCAUCCCGGUGCUGAAGAUGCAGGCGUAUCCCGCAAACAAAGCUGCCGAGCUUGUGGGCAUCGCUAUGAUGGUGUGCGCGUGGUUGCCCCCCUUGACGCUCAUCACCAACACGGCACUGAAGGGGCUUCUUGUGGCGGACAAGAUGGCAGGCGUGGCUACGGAUGUCGUGAGGGACGCCAUUGGCUGGGUCAAUGGCUUGAUACCCGAGAAGGUGAUGACAAAGAUCGCGCAGAUCAACAACUUCUUCGACAUCAUCAUGGCGCCCACGAGAGGCUUCAAGACGGCGCUUUUCGACGACCACAAGGUGUGUAUUAUCUUCACCUGCUUCGAGUUUUCCAUGCGGGAUCUGCUAAAAGCCUUGACGGGCUUUCUGGAGAAGAUCUUCAACUUCGCGCUGAGCCCCUUCAAGCCGCUCAUCGAAGCGGUUGGCGCCCCCAUCAAGAAGCUCCUAGACCCCAUCCUGAACAUGCUUCCGACCCCAGCAAUCUUCUUCGAUGACCUCAAGAAGCCGCAUGCGGAAGACGCGGAUUUAUCUGCCUUGGUGGGCUCAGACGUCAGCUUCCUGGGCUCCAUCGAGAAAGCCUACGAGUUGACGAAGCAGGAGGCCGGCUUCUGUUUCUCCUAUGGCACAGAGCUUCCGGCGGAGAAGGAGAUCUGCAGUGACAUCUCCUCCCGCUACGGGGAGGUCAGCAACCCCUUCGAGUGCCAGAAGUUGUGUCAAAGUGCUUGCAGCCGUUGCGUCCGUUGGUCCUUCGUCAUACUCGAUGAAGAGCGGAAGCGUGGAAAAUGCCGCUUCACCAGAGAUGACGGGUACUACCGGAUCGUGAGCGUGUCUUCUGUGAGCGGGCCUGUGACGUGCGGGGACAUCACCAAGUACCAGCCAGACGCGUGGCAAGAGCAUGUUGCAUCCUCUCUCUGCAACGACAUGGGUGCUUAUCCCGAGAUGAAGGACGCAGAGACAUGCAGGAAGGCUUGCUUCGUGGACAAAGAUUGCAAAGUCGCGCAGAUGUCCGGGGGCAUUUGCUGGACCGGCGUCGGCAAGGACGGCUGCACUAAGGCCGCAACCAGCAUGUCUGUGCACAAGACGAGAAGCGCCAAAGAGGCGCUGCAAACCAGGUGCCACGCGGCAGGUGGCGUGCAAAGGGCCGCGGAGAGCAAGAAGGCCCUGUGCCCGCCGGAUGAGGAGGACUGCGACACGUGGGCCCUCGAGGAGGCGACGAAGUCGGUGCACGGCUCCGAUUCCGAGGUCUUCCAGGAAGCUAUGGCGCUGACCGGAACCUCCUGGAACAAGUUCACGUGCGAGCUCCUGGACAUCGACGUGGAUUGCCCCAACGUGAACCUGGGAGAGAAGGUCGACAACUUCGAUGUUUGCCAGCAGCAAGGGGAUGCGUUGUAUUCGGAGCAAGACAUCCAGGAUUUGGCGGACGCCGAGGUGACGGAGCAGCUCGCCAAGUGCCGAGACGCUGCAGCCGCAGCUGUGGAGAAGAGCUGCAAGCUGGCAGGGAAGAUGAAGGGCUGGUGGGGCAUGAAGAAGUUCGGCGAUCCGUGGAAAGGAAUGUUCUGUCCUGACAAGGAGAUGUCUCCCGAGGAGAAGUGCGACUUGCUCAUCGAGCGUAUCGGCAGCUUCGAGGGCGCCACGAAGACCUCAGGCGUCCUGAAGGCGGAGAUUGUGGCCUCCUACGUUCCGUCUGAGCAGUGCGCCAAGGCGGCGGGCGACCAGUGGCUGUGCGAGCUGAAGUUCCUCAACGAAGGCGGGGGCGAAACGAAGCAGAUGGACCUGACGAACCAGAUCCAGCUCCAGAACAUGUACCAGGCAAAGCAGUUCGACAUGCUGGCAGCCGAGAAUGAGAAGGUGCAGCAAGAGCUGGCAGAGAUCCAGGGGAUGAUGGACGAGGGCUUCUCGAAGACCAACGAGAAGCUCUUCGCGAUGGAUGCGGCGGCCGCGAACCGAACUGGCGAGCAGACCAAGGAGAUCUUCAACAAAAUCGAUGCAUCGCAGAAGGAGCAGAACGCACGCCUCGCCUACAUGAUGGAAGCGGCUCAGUGCGACAGCAAGCUGCAGACAAAGGAGCUGAAGGACUUCGUUCAAAACGGUCUGGACAACCUGCAGUCAGCGGUUCUGAGCGGAACGGGCCAGCAGAUCGAUGAGGCGGUUUCGAAGAUGCAGGAUUCGAUUGCGCAGAGCCAGCGGGCGAUCCAGUCGCAAAUGGCAAGCGGCUUUCGAGAUAUGAAGGCGACGGUUACCGAGGGCUUUGACCAGGUUCAGCAGAAGUUGGACGCGAAUCGGAAGGCCAUCCAGAACCAACUGAACCAGCGCUUCAACAAAGUCGAUCAGCAUCUCGUGAAGGUACAAGGACAGCUGGAUGUGGCGCUGAAGAACCUGGACGUCGUCGACAACAGGAUCAAGGAUCUGGCGAAACAGAGCAGCCGACAGUUCGAGGAGCUGCGCCAUGGGCAGCAGCGCCAGAUGACGGCUUUGCUGGCUGUGGUCCAGAAGCUGGAAGUCCUCGAGGAGAAGAUUGACGACAUACCGGUGGCUGUGCAGGAGUCCCGGUUCCAGGACUUCAUCUACGAGUUUGAGAAGCUGACGCUCGCACUCACGCAGCUCUUCCACGAAGUUGAGGCCUUCUCCGCCAAGAGGCGCUCAGACUUGGAACACAUGAAAACCACGCAGCUCUCCUUCCGGUCUUGUGGCAGUCAGAUCGAAGAUGUGAUCCAGGCGACUAAGGCCGUGAAGGAGUCCUCUGCUGAAGCUGUCCGAGUGCUGCAGGCCUCCUUCAAGGAGGCGGUGCUUCGGUUUGCCGAAAUCGCAAUCCUGGCCGUGGACAGCGGAUUCUCCAAGAUGCACUUCGAUGCCUUGGCGGACCAGAUCGCAGAGGACCUGCAAGCCAACCAAACCGAAAAAGACCUCUUCCUUAGCGAUGAGAGCCUGCGAAGUGUCAUUCUGGCCGAUCAAGAGGUCCUCCACGGCAAGGAUGUGAAGGACAAGUGCGCCGCGUCUUGCAAGCCGCAGACGGUGAACAGCCUCGAGCCCUGCGAGUGCUCGGACGGCAGACACCCCUUGCGGCAAGUCGCGGCCAAGUACCUCUUCACCCCCGCAGCGGCAGAGGCGCUCCUGAAGUGGGCCAAGACGGCGCUGGACGAUGUGCCUCUGAAGUACUCCCUCAGCCUCAAGGACCUCUACAUGCAGAUCUCCUACAUGCAGCGCAAGUUCGUAUCCUGGGGGCUGGAGCCGCCGGAGGAGCGCCGCCAGUUCGACGCGGACUGGCAGCGAGUGGCCUUGGACUUCGAGAACAUCCGCAAGAGCUACGCGAUGGUGGACUCUAUGGAGCGCGCGGUCCUGGGAAAGCUGCAGCUCUCGAGCCGGCUCUUAGACGCCAUGGCCACGACCUGGAGCCCGGCGCCCUUGGAGUGUCAGAAGCCAGCGCUGAUGGACCUUGGCGAGUCGGAGCUCUCCAGGCUGGUUCUUUGGAGCCCCCUGGAGCCGAAGAAGGGAACCGCGGCCUGGCUGAUUCUCCGGCAGCCCUCGAGGCUGCUGCACACCUCCGCGCUCUCCUGGGUGCACGACGCCGAGGUGACCGACUGCCGGUCUAUCCCGGAUGGCUACGGCAACCUCGAGGGCCUCAUGCAGAGCGGCUUCGUCUGUUGGCGCGACGAGAAGGGCUCGGCCCAGGUGCGCGCCUUGUGCGACCCUCGUGGGGUCGGCGACAUCGUGAACACCUCCGCCCUGAAGUGGGUCUCCGAGGAGAAGUUCGCGCAGUACGGCGCGCAGCAUGCGCUGCUAACCCCGAUUGCCACCUCCAAGAUCCGCACCACGCCGUUGAAGGCCGAGGUGCUGUCCUACUGGGAGAGGCAGGUGUCCUUCAUCGUGGCGGCGAGCUGCGGCAAUGGCAAGCUCGACAUGACGGAGGAAUGCGAUUCGCCCGGGGAGGGCUGCAAGAAGUGCAAGCUGGUGCCUGGAUACGAAUGCCCGGAGCCUGGCCAAGCAUGCCGGGCAGUGUGUGGUGACCACAAGGCCGUCAAGAUGGAGGACUGUGAUGACACGGACACUGACAAGAACGACGGCUGCACCCCUUCCUGCCAGCUCGAAUAUUGCCCCAGGAAGGUGCUCAGCUUACCGGUCACGCACGCGUCGCGAGACCUUCCCGACCCCUCGCCCGAGCUGGAGCUUUGCGCCAGUCAGUCCAGGGGAAGCUUUGCCUCCCUUGAGAAGUGCGGCGAGUUCAGCGAGCUGGUCUUCGCAGGCUUCAGCUUAGAUGGCCGGUGGAUCCGCCACGACGUCCGCCUGGAGGGAACGCUCGGCAGCGCGGGGGCCGGCCCAUGGGAGGCCAAAGCCACAGGAUGGCCGACCCUGGGGGCACCCUACAAGCUCUGGAAUGACGGCCUGUCCUUGUCCGUGACAUGCAAGGGUGCCGACACCAUGGAGGGGUGCCUCUUCUGGUGCAUGGCUCUCAGCAACUCCUCCGAGUGCGUCCGGCCCUGGCUCGUGCAAACGCAUGGCACUGCCAGCCAGGAGGUGUACGCGGAGAAGCUGCUCGUCUACGGCCGCAAGUCCGCGGACUCGACGGACCUGCAAAGCUGCGCCGGCAGCGGCUCGCAGCUCGUGGUCAUGGCAUGCGGCGACAGCCACGUCACCGGGAAUGAAGAGUGCGACCCCCCGGGGGGUUGCUGUGAUAACAAAUGUAAGCUUGUUGCCGGAUGGCAGUGGCACGAUGCUGGAUGCACGGCCAUUUGCGGGGAUGGCGUGGUCCUCGGGAAGGAAGAGUGCGACCCUCCUGGAGAGGGGUGCACCGCGGAUUGCCAGCUGAUGGAAGGAUGGAAGUGGCUCCAAAACAAGGCGGUGCCCAUCUGUGGGGACAGCCUCCUCGUGGGGGCAGAGCAGUGCGAUCCCCCGGGAACCUGCUGCAAUCCUAUCUGCGAGCUCCUGCCGGGAUGGCAGUGGGAAGAUGGCUGCAAGGCGAUCUGCGGCGACAGCGUGGUUCUUGGAAAGGAAGAGUGCGAUCCUCCGGGAGACGGCUGCACCGAGGAAUGCAGGUUGAUCGAUGGUUGGAAGUGGGUGGCGUCAGAGAACAAGACGGCCGAAAUAUGCGGGGAUGGUCUGGCAGUUGGGUCCGAGCAAUGCGACCUGGGCGACUGUUGCGCUGACAACUGCACGCUGCUGCAGGGGUGGCAGUGGGAAGGAGGCUGCAAGGCCAUUUGUGGUGAUGGUGUAGUUCUUGGAGACGAAGACUGCGAUCCUCCUGGAGAGGACGGCUGCUCCGACACCUGCAAGAAAAUCGCCAGCAAGAAGGUCAACUUCCUCACCAACUACUGGAAGGGCUCGGGCCCGCUCAUCUUCCAGCCGAAGGACGCGCCCUGGUUCAAGGACCUCCUGGUGGGAGACAUGACGUGGGAGAUCCGAAUGGAGGUGCCCAGCCAGGGAAUGAAGCACUGGCCGAACCUCUUCUCCUGCAGCACCGGUACCAUUCAGUUCUGGAUGGCGGCUCCAGGCUGGCGACUGGCCUUCCGAAGUCACGACCCGGGGGAGAAGAGGCUGGACACCGCCGUCUGGGACAACCCGGGCUUCGUCGGCUCGGGUUGGCGCCACAUCGCCUUCGUGUACAAGAGACAGGAGAAGAAGUUGUACUUCUACAUCGACGGCGCCCAGAAAAUGAAGGUGUCCACGUCAUCGCGAUGGGCGACGACGGUGGAGGAGUUCGGGCAUGUCAUCAUCGGGGCCAAGACGACAGACGUGUCGAGGAUCAAGAUCCAGGCCUCCGAACUCGCCUUCUGGAGCCGGGCCCUCUCGAAGGAUGAACUGGUGGCGCGAACGAAAAAGUCGUCCUGUGUGGAUUCGACAGGCCUCAAGGCCUUCUACUCCCUGGAUGAGACCUUCGCGGACUCUCUGGGAGGCAUACCUAUGGGGGCAGAGAAAGGAUCCAACUCGGAAUGGCGCCAGUUCAAGACGCCCCCCAAGUGCUGUCACUGCGUCGAGAAGGAGUGGUUCGUCGGUGAGAAUGGGGAUACUUGCGACAAUGUUUGCAACGCAAACUUCUACGAGCGCUGUGAUAAAGAGAAGAUGGUGGCGCUUUCUAACAAUGAACUUGUGGACAAUGCCUUCCGGAUGGGUGGCUACACGUGCAAGGGCUUCCACGGACCCCGCAACUAUCCGGGCAGCCCUUUCUCCACGAGCAGGAACGAUGACUGCGCGCCCGUCACGCCUGGAACCAGCGCCAGCUCAUUGAGCUGCGACAGGAACGGCGAAGGCGGCCACAAGCCGGUGUGCGCGUGCAAGGAUAAGAAGGAAAGGGUGUGGUUCAAAGCCAACUUCGCGCAGUCCUGCGACAGCGUUUGUACGACGAACGGCUUCCGCAGCUGCGAUAAAGACAAGAUGGCCGCCCUCACCUCCAACGAUCGCGUGUCCAAAGCAUUCAAGGAAGCCGGCUACAAGUGCAUGAGCUUCCACGGAGCGAGGAACUAUGCAGGCGCCCCCUUCAGCACAGGACGCAGCAGAGACGACUGCGCGCCCGUGACGUCCGGAACCAGUCCGAGUAGCCUGAAGUGCGACCGCGUCCGCCACUCCAACACGGCCCCGCUGUGCGCGUGCAAGGACAAGGUCGUGGAGGAAUCGGAAGGCGGGGCCGGGGGUUCCGAAUGCGGCUCCAUCACUGGCUCGUCUGGGUUGAAUGUCGGAUGGAAUCCCGUGACCACGAUGUCGGAAGGAAUCCUGGCGAACCCUGGCCAACGAGACUACAAGCUGCAGAACGUCCCCUCGGUGCUCAUUGGUGGCAAGUACUGGGGCACGAAGACCUGGCCCUCCGCCGGCACGUGGACGAUCGCUUACACCGCACCCGUCACGCUCUACGUGUGGGUCAUGAAGAGUAGCUACAACGCCGGCGUCGACGCCGCCCUCGGGGGUGACGGCUGGGAGCAAGUGCCGGCGAAUGGCUUCAAACGGAGCGACAACCACGCCCUGAAUCUCUGGAAGCGGUCCUUCGCCACGGGAACUUCCUACAGCAUCAAGACCACCGCGCUCAUGGUGGGAGGCGUCGUGUCCAAGGGAUGCGAGGCCGGGCUCAAGCCCCCGCUUGUCCUCAGCCACAAGGAGGCCUUCGAGUGUGGGAAGUGCCAGCUCGAGAGCGAGGGUUCAAGCGCCGUUCUGCCCACCAACGGGCCGUUCACCAUCUUUGCCGAGGUCAACCCAAGAAGCCAAUCGCGCAAGCACCCUGGCAUUCUCGGCUGGGGAUCUUCGGGCGACAACUUCGUGGCUCUGCGCAUGAUCCCCGGACACCACAACGGCGGCCUGCAUCUAUACUGGAAGACGAAUGGCGCUUUCAAAGAGGUGGCCGUGGAGUCGCCAGGUUUGCUGAAUGAUGGCUGGAAGACGGUCGCGGCGACCUGGGACAAGAGCACCGUCAAGCUCUACGCCAACGGAAAGCUCUUGAAGUCAAGUGGCUUCAGCGGCAGCAUGAAUGCUGCGGCGAAAAGCGGCUUCUGCGCUUGCGUUGGCGAGCCUGGCCGCACCCAUGAGGCGCUGCAGGGUCAAAUGCGAAACGUCCAGAUCAUGAACAAAGCUCUCAGCGAUUCGGACGUGAAGAAUCUUCCGAUGGCAGAUUCCGCGCAGUCCGAGGGCCGCUACGGCUCGAUCAAGGUCGGCGGCAAGGAGUACCACAAGUUCUGGUGGUUUACGAAGGGCUCCUCUUGGCCUUCAGGCAAGACAGACGUCUUGGCGGAUGACUUCGGCGAUUGCCAAGCAAACGACCCGGUAUGCUUUCAGAAGCUGCCGCAGGUUUCGGAGGAUGGCUUAGAGCUUCUGGCCAAGGAUGAUGUGGGCAACGAGUUCCUGUGGAAGUUCGACGCGUCGAACAGCGUUGCCCAUGCCGCCUUCAAAGCUUUUGCGUACGGGGAGAAGACGGAGAAGGUCAGCGGCCCGGCCUGGACUCCGCAAGUGCUGAAGGGAAGUAUCACGAAUUCUGCUCAAGACCAUUUCAUGUACAGGGAUCAAGACGGAAUUCGAAGCCUGAUGCUGGACGACGAUGGAUGCGACUGCCACUCCUCGCUCAGCAUGGGCCACGCCAUGUGCAACAACGGGUGCAACCCUUCAUAUGGAAACUGCGGGAUCAAAGGAGGUGUGGACAAGCUCUCGGAUCGGUCCGAGACUGGCGGCCAAGGGUCUGGAAAACACUGCACAGGACCCGCGACGGACCAUGGGCUCACACUGUACUUCCACAAGGCUGAUGCGGACGCUGCAAAAGUGUGGUUCAAGGGUGCAAAUGGUGCGACGUGCAACAAGGUUUGCCAAGCCAAUGGCUUCGAGCGCUGCGAUCAACAAAAGAUGCUCGCGCUCACGAGCAACGACAAGGUGCGCGAUGCCUUCAAGAAAGUUGGCUACACUUGCAAGGGCUUCCAUGCACCUCGCAACUACGCUGGCACCCCCUUCUCCAAGGGCACGCAUGACGACUGCACGCCAGUUUCUCCUGGCACCAGCUCCCUGUCCUGUGACCGCAACAAAUACGGCCACCACGCGCCUCUGUGCGCCUGCAAGGAUAAGAAGGGUCGAUGA